AUGAGCGAUGAGGCUCAUUUCCACCUCAGCGGCUACGUGAAUUGCCAAAGUUAUCGCUUCUGGGGCACCGAAAAUCCGCGUGUGAUCCACGAAAAGCCAUUACACCCGCUCAAGGUGGCACGGCAUGGUGCGCUGUUUACGUUGGAGAAAUCAUCGGGCCAUUUUUUUUUCGAGGACGCCGCGGACCUAACGGUUACUGUGAACGGCGACCGCUACAGAGCAAUGAUCCACGAGUUUCUUCUUCAUCAAUUGGAUGAGCUGGGACUCGAGGGCAUGUGGUUCCAACAGGAUGGUGCAACGGCGCACACUGCCCGAGCGAAAACCUAUAUUUUGGGGCAGGCAUUUCCGGGACGCCUAAUCUCUCGUUUUGGCGAUUUGCACUGGCCGCCAAGAUCUCCCGAUUUGACUGUACCAGACUUCUUUUUGUGGGGGUUUUUGAAGGCCCUUAUGGUCAUCAAUACUGGCGGCGGCCACUUGUGCGAUAUCAUCUUCUUGACUUGA
Molecule: messenger RNA, 501 nt
Organism: Parnassius mnemosyne (clouded apollo)
Lineage: Eukaryota; Metazoa; Arthropoda; Insecta; Lepidoptera; Papilionidae
Source: the annotation of a GenBank genome assembly